CUCCAUACGAGCAGCGUCGCCUGACGCCAGUCUGUCCGAGAUUCAAGUGACGGAAAGAUCGGUUUCUCUGGUCCAGCGCGAUCCGCGUUCGCGUCUCGUAUCCUUUUCCUUCUAAUGCGUGAUCCUCACGAUCUAUCUGUGGGUUGGAUCGCGUUACGCGGUCACCACGUGACAGAGGAAUCGCUGCACGACUUCGGAAAGUGUGAAGUGCAUGAAAAAAGUGUUCUCGGUCCAGUGUUGUCGCGUGUGUCGUUCCGAGGCCAAUUCUGACCAGAUUGAGAGGGUUGCGUGUAUCUGUGCGAUAUAAUUCUCCUGUAGUUGGUCACUGGAAACAGGGGACGCGUUUCUCUACUACGGAAAAGCAUUUUUUUCUAUAGCCUUGGUGAUUUUACUUUGAACUGAUCCAUUACUUCGUUAACGGAGUGAGCAUAAGUUGAACAUAAGUGUAUGAAGUCAGCUAUCGUUGUUCGUUGAAUAGGAUAUAAUCGAGCGACACGCAGUGUAACAGUGAUUCGAUGUGGAUUUUUUGUCGGUCUCGAAUGAUCGAUCGGAGUUCCUGUCUUUAGAUGGUGGCUCGUCGAAAUUGCUCGGAUUAUCGAUAUGUUCGUAUUAGGUACUGAUUCUCUGGAAUAAUAACGUUUCGUUUUAUUUGAAAUUUUCUCUCGAAACGUGUCUACACACAAUUUUCUGGAAACGGUGUAUAUACGAGAAGCAAUAAAGAAAUGUCCGCGUAAUAACGGAAGAAGGAAAUUUGAAAAGCUUUGGUCGGUCCAAAGAGUAAAAAAGAAAAAGAAAAUAAAGAACAGUGGUAAAACGGUGGAUGUAAUUCGACAGUAUCCGGUGCCUUCUUUUCUCUAUCCGCUCCGACGAGCCGGGUCGUAAGGAUGAAGCGAACCGGUAAACAUCGGAGCCAUGGCUUUCUCUUGGGCAUCAUUAGGGCGGGCGCUUUUUAUUUGUACCGCCAUAUUAAACACGCUAUCAGAAACGAGAUCGUUUUUUUGUAACUUCGACGAUAUUUUCAAAAUGAUUCCAACCGUUCUUUGGAUUUUCUCAAAACGAUCGAUUUCACCUCUUCAAACUUGAUCUUCAAUCAUAUUUUUACAUGGAAAAAAUCGGAAUAUAAUAUGUCAUCGAAAAUAUCGUACGAGAAAUAACAAACAGAGAAGCAUACUGCGCAAUAUUUAUGUUUCAUAACGUUCGCUUGGGAAAUGUCUACGUCCGCAUGUUGACUACUCGCAGGAAGGUAAUCAGCGAGUUUUCCAAGAAAGGUGGAUAAACAUUGUUUUGAACGUAAAAAGGAACUUGGUUUACAUAGCAAACUCGUUCAACUCUCGCCGAUAAUAACAUCCAACGGUAUCUCCAGAAUUAUAAAGAUGACGUAAAUGUAUUCGUACGAGAAUUCGAGCGUCAUCGUGUCGAAACGGAGCCUUCGGCCAGUCAUUUCGGAAUAUCGUGAAGCUCGUUUCGAGACCGAUCGUCUACUGAUGCAUCCUGGACGCGCACCAGGCCCUCGUGGCGACGAGGUGGGCACGAUCGCGCGCGUUCCAGCCUCCGGGGGCGGUAGAAGUGUUCGAAGGGGGAAAUGAAAUCUUUGAUCGGAUUCGAGUGAUCGCGAAAGGGAGCAGGCGUGGAGACGGGGUUUCAAGGGCGCGAACGAAGAUGACGUCGUCGAUCCUGGCGCUGCUCGGCCUAAUCCUGGCGACCGCCAGCGCCGAGCUAAGCUCAAGGAUCGUCAGGACAAAGUACGGGGAUCUAUCAGGCGUUAUCGUGACCCUCGAUCGGCACCUCGAGGGCGUCGAGGUGUUUCGUGGCGUUCCGUACGCGUCGCCGCCGAUCGGCUCGUUGCGUUUCAUGCCUCCUGUGAGCAGCGCGUUGUGGCACGGUGUUAAAGUGGCGGACAAAUUCGGACCGGUCUGUCCCCAAAGGCUGCCCGAGCUCAGUGACAAAAUGCCGAAAGGAAGGGUCGAGUAUUUGAGGAGAUUGCUGCCCUACCUAAGGAACCAGAGCGAGGAUUGCUUGUACCUAAACGUCUACGCACCGGUCCAAGCUGGCGCGAGGGACGGUGGAGGAAGGAGAUACCCGGUGAUCGUGUUCGUGCACGGGGAGAGCUAUGAAUGGAGCAGCGGCAACCCUUACGACGGCAGCGUAUUGGCGAGUUACGGGGGUGUCGUCGUCGUCACUAUAAAUUACAGACUCGGCAUUUUAGGCUUUCUAAACGCUAACACGGAUUCGCACUUACGCUCGCCGGCGAAUUACGGUCUGAUGGAUCAAAUCGCGGCGCUCCAUUGGGUGCAGGAGAACAUCGGCAACUUCGGCGGCGAUCCUAGGAACGUGACGUUGAUUGGACACGGUACAGGGGCAGCCUGCGAAUUCUUGAUGACCAGCCACGCGGUGCCAGACGGUCUGUUGUUUCAUCGCAGCGUUCUAAUGUCUGGCAGCGCGCUUUCACCGUGGGCGCUCGUGAGAGGAGCCGCAAAUUACGCUCUGCAAGUUGCCAAACAUCUAAAUUGCUCGUGGGCCGCAAGUGAUUCUCAAGCGUUGCUCAGGUGUCUGAGAGAGGUGCCAUUGAACGCGCUGGUUUCCGUACCCGUGAAAGGAUUGGAAUUCGCGCCCGCCUUUGGACCCAGCGUGGACGGAGUUGUGAUUGAUCCAGGAGAUCCAGAGGAUCAGGAUUUCACCCUGCAAGUGGACACGAUCAAUACGUUGAACAACAUUUUACUACGGAAGGACGUCGUAGCGAAACUCUCGAGGUACGAUUUGAUGAUUGGCGUGGUCCGAUCGGAGGCGUAUUUCGCUUUAACAGCGGAUGACGCGCAAUACGGGAUCGAGGCUGAUAGAAGAACGAAAAUCCUGAGGGAAUUCGUGCGUAACACGUACACGUAUCAUCAAGCGGAGAUCUUGGCGACGAUAAUCAACGAGUACACCGACUGGGAACGGCCUGUGCAACAUCCGGUCAACAUAAAAGACGAAACCUUGGAAGCCUUAGGGGAUGCGAACACGGUGGCACCGGCUACGAGAACGGCAGAUCUUCACAGCCAAUCCCGUCGAAACUCGUAUUUGUACGUAUUCGACUAUCAGUCGAAGUUCGGCGACUAUCCUCAGAAACCAGGCUGCAUCCACGGGGAGGACCUUCCAUAUUUUUUCGGGGCACCGUUGGUAGGCGGCCUGUCUCAUUGGCCGAAGAACUACACGAGGGCAGAGAUGGCUCUCUCGGAGAGCGUGAUACUCUACCUGACGAAUUUCGCGCGCACAGGGAAUCCGAACGAGGGGACGCCUGACAUUGGACCGAUGAGACCCGAGAGGACGAAGUUGAAGAACAUCGAUUGGAUCGCUUACGAAACGGUGCACAAAAAGUAUCUGAGCAUAGAGCUCAAGUCGAAACUGAAGAACCACUACAGGGCGCACAGACUCUCGUUUUGGCUGAACCUCGUCCCCGACCUCCAUAAGCCUGGCUCCGACGACGUUCCAAGAUCGCAUCAUCUUCUCGACACUGAACAGGUGCCACCGAGGUUCGUGCAGAGGGUGCCAACCACGACCAGGAUGACAACGGCGGAAGUAACCCUAGCCGAGAGGGCUCACAACUUCUCGACAGCGACGCCCAGCGAGCUGACGUUCGAGGACUCGACGGUGCAGCCCGAGGACGGUUUCGCCGCUUACUCGACGGCCCUGAGCGUGACGAUAGCGAUCGGUUGCAGCCUCCUCAUUCUCAACGUGCUGAUAUUCGCCGGUGUCUAUUACCAACGCGACAAGAGCAACCAGCACAAUUGUUCGAAGAAACGUCAGGAGAACGGUCAGAUGCCCAACAAUAUUUGCGGCGACCUGGACACGAAGACGGCCGAGAGGCAUCACAUCCAACACAUCCCCCCGCCCGAAUUCGCGGAUCUGCAGAACAAUAGCUGUCACGUGCCCAUGCCGCCCCCACCGCCGAAAAACACGAAACCCGGCAAGCCGGGGCAAAACCUCAUCAUAAGCCCUAACCAGUUGCAACAGGAGAGCAUGGCGAUGAGCGGGACGGGGACGUUGAAGAAGGGGCACAAUCAUCAACAGCAGGUGAUGGACGAGUUGAGGGUUUGACUCCACGAGCACCUCGAGCGGCUCAACUUUUACCAACGAUUCACGAUCCACGUGAAGUUUGGGAUUGGUUUCCAACGAGGUGCUCCUUGGAUUUUCAGAUGCACCGUUCGCUCGUGGAUUAUUCAUGGAAGAGGUUGAAACAGAUCGUUUUUGAAGAAAAUGUUGUCGAACAGUUGUCGUUGUCAGUUACAGUUAACGGAGAAGGAAGAGCAAAUACAUCGAAAAUACGUGGCUGCGAUACAUGGCAGCUGGGUUCGAUGAUUCUACGAUUCUGCAUUGCGACAAUGCGCGAGGAAGAAGCGAAUGGACGAGUAUCUUCUCCAAGAUUCUUUCUCCGAGAAUCUUUUGGAACGUUCGAUGGUGUUCGUUGGCGAUUGAUGCCGAUCCGAAUCCUUUCGAUCGUGAAAUCGUUCACAAAUCUCGCGAGUGUAUAAUAGAGAGAGAGAGAGAGAGAGAGAGAGACAGGUGUGAAAGCGUCUGACCCGUUAUCCUUUUCUACUUAUUCCGCGAAACGAGAAGAGAAGAGAACCGUACGACCAACUGCCGAAAAAUCGUAUAGUCUUCGAUAUUGUAAUAACGAUAUCUUAAGUAGAAAUCUUUUGAUCCUCGAGGAAACGUUCGAGAAUCGUUUCCCGAUGAUCCUUCCAAUCAUCGAAACUUUCGAAAACUUUCGAUUAUUUCUCGAAUCAGAAUUCCUCUUUUUGUAAUCUUCCUUACGAUGAUCCAAACAAUUUGUUCCUUCUUUCUCAAAGAUCAAGGAAUUGAACUUCAUCGAAUUUAUUCCGUUGAAUCCGAUUACGACCGACGCGAUGAAAUAUGCAUUCCGUUUCCAACAUUUGCACUUCAUCGAUGGAAAGGAUCCACGCACGAGUCCGGACACGUUGUUGUUUCAUAGAUCUAUUCUUUCGACAGACGACACGGACGGAGAGGAUUUCUCGUUCGCAUUUCCAUCAUUCGUUCGUUUCCCGUUCGGCCCGUUGACUCGUGCGUUUGAUUCAUUCCUUGUAGAAGCGUUAGAACUUCGAGUUAAGAUCCGUUUGCAUCAUCGACGGCACUUCCAGCUGUCCACCGGACUUCCAUUCUUAUUUUCUUAAAUUAGUCGAAGUACCUUCUCAGGAGAGCAAAGAGGCAGAGCCUCGAAUCGAUCGUCUACGCUCUGUCACUGCCACGGGAAAUGAAUGCCUCGUGUGGCGAAAUUCAAGGAGCUGGAAGUAGUGUCGAUCGGCCUAGAUGCUCAAAAAAAAAAAAGAGAGAGGAAGGAAAGGAAGAUAAAGGGCCACGAUGACACGAUGCAACUGAGAUCUCGAAUUGAACACGGCGCCGUAAAGUUCUUUUUUUACCAAUCGAAAAUGGAAAAAAUAAAGAUUGAAGAAGUCUUUCGCGAUCACCUCACUCGAUUCGUCGUUAAAAAGUUACGCAAAAGCAUACUGCCAAAAAAA
Messenger RNA from Apis florea (little honeybee), 5513 nucleotides. RefSeq names its product Neuroligin 3 (gene Nlg3). Gene Ontology annotation, cellular component: membrane. Gene Ontology annotation, molecular function: neurexin family protein binding. NCBI's taxonomy places the organism in Eukaryota, Metazoa, Arthropoda, Insecta, Hymenoptera, Apidae. The record is from RefSeq and is a predicted model, not a curated record.